AUUUAAUACUUUGAUUGUCACCAACCACUAGAAUUGUAUUAAAAAAUGGAGGAAAAAAGAUAAAGAAAUAUUUAUCGGACAAAGUUAUAACCUCAUUGAGAAUAUCAAAUUGAUAGUUAAAAAAUUGUAAUAUCUUGUGUUAUAUUGUUUUGGCUUCUAUAUGGGAACUUCAGAAAACAUGGAUAAUCAAAAUAUGGAUGACAGCAAUCAUGUUAAGGGUAUAAACGACCUGAGUUGGAAGGUUAAAGAAAACAUUGUUAUAUCAGGUAUUUCUGGACGUUAUCCAGACUCAGAUGAUAUUGAAAAGUUUUGGUCAAAUCUCAUGAAUGGGGUUCCUCUUUAUACAGCUGAUGAUCGACGAUGGCCAAUAGUUAUGUCAAAGUGGCUUUUGAUUGUCCUUACGGAUCUUUCAAUCCUAAAGCCAUGGAAGAAACGACAAGAGCUUCCAAUCAUUAAAUUGUUUCCAAAGCGAGUGAUUCCAGUAAAUUUUAACACCCGGAUGAAAAAACCAAGAACAAACUUCUCGUUAUUAUUGCCAUCUUGUUAUCUUGGAACACCUAAAAGAGCUGGAAAAAUCAAUGAUAUAUCCAAGAUGGAUGCCGAAUUUUUCGGAAUACCUGACAAAGAUGCUCAUCUUAUGGAUCCUCAAAUAAGGAUUUUUCAUGAAGCUGUUUAUGAAGCAAUUUGGGAUGCUGGUAUAAAUCCAGAUGAUCUCCGUGGUAGUCGUACUGGAGUAUUUUUUGGCUUAUGUUAUGAUGAUUCCACUCAAGCUAUAACUCAAGAUGAAUCCUUGGCUCAUUCUUACAUUCAAUGGUCCACCUCUCGAGUUUCUUAUGCUCUCGAUCUUCGAGGUCCAGUUGCUCAAGUUGAUUCCGCUUGUGCAUCGAGUUUCUCUGCUUUCUGUGCCGCCUUGUCCUCCAUGAAAGCAGGUGAUUGUGAUAGCUGUAUUGUUGGUGGUGUAACUGUGCAAUUGCGUCCCUCAAUAUCUCAAUGUUUCCGUGCACUUAGUAUGUUAUCCGAUGACGGUAUCCCUAAAUGUUUGGAUGCCAAAGUAGAUGGUUACUGUCGAGCUGAAGCUGUAGUUGCUAUCUUUUUACAACGAGAACCUGAAGCUCGUCGAAUCUAUGCAAAAGUAUUAAAUUGUCGAACUAAUUGUGAUGGAUUUAAGCCUGAAGGAAUUACUUUCCCUCGAUUCAAGCUCCAGCAUUCUUUAAUGAAACAAGUCUAUGAAGAAGCUCAUAUCAAUACUGAUGAUGUUGAAUACAUUGAAGCUCAUAUGACUGGUACACCAGCAGGUGAUCCUAUUGAAUCGGAGGCUAUCUUAUCAGGUUUAAGAUCAAAAUCAACGAAACCUAUUCUUUUCGGUUGCCUUAAAUCAAAUAUGGGUCAUACUGAAGGAGCAUCCGCACUUUGUUCAAUUUCAAAGGUUGCCAAAAUAUUUCAAACGGGAUGGAUUCCUCCUAAUCUUAACUUUACCGAACCAAACCCUAAUAUUCCUGGUCUUUCAAAGGGAAUCAUCAUUCCAGUAUUGAAGCAAACACCAUUCAAUGGAGACAUUAUUGGUGUAAAUUCAUUUGGCUUUGGUGGAGUCAAUGUUCAUGCUGUUUUAACCGCUAACAAGAAACGGCUUACACCUGAAUCUUACCUUAUUGAUUCACCCAUUCCGCGUUUGGUCAAUCUUUGCAAUCGAACCUCUCAAGGAGUACAAUUUAUGUUUUCUACGUUAAGUGAAAAAUUGGACAAAAAGACAUUGAACCGGGAAUAUUUGACUCUACUUAACAAUUUAUCUUACGCAGAGCCUAAACGAGGUCUUAACCAUCGAGGUUAUGCUGUAAUUGAAAACGGUGAAAUUGUUCGUAAAUCAAACAAAAAAGUUGAAGCAAAACAACCUUUAUGGUUUAUCUUUUCACCUCUUGGUUCUCAAUGGAAUGGUAUGGGAAAAUCAUUGAUGAAACUUCCAGUUUUUGCUUCCAAAAUGGAUAAAUUGGCCGAAGUUUUGAAACCCUUUGGAAUCGAUCUGAAAUCGCUCAUAUGUGAUUCAGAGAAUAAGGAAAUCUUCGAAUCAGUUGUUCAUGCUAUGGCUUCUAUUGUUUCUAUUCAAAUUGGUCUUGUUGAUGUUUUACGUUUCCUGAAUAUUGAACCUGAUGGUAUUUUGGGUUAUUCAUUUGGUGAGAUAGCCUCUGGAUAUGCUGAUGGAUGUUUAACUGAUGAACAAGCUGUUUUGAUUGCCUACUGGGUUGCAAAAACGGUACUCGCAAGCCAAACUGGACCUGGAAGAAUGGUAAAUCUAGGUUUAACAUGGGAAGAAGCUCUAAAAGUGUGUCCAACAGGCAUUGAACCAGGUUGUUCCAACACCAAAAAUAAUACAACAGUUUCUGGUGAUGCAUCAGUUUUUCCUGGUUUCCUUGAAGAUUUAAAGUCUCAAGGUGUACCCAUAGUUGAAGUUGAAUCAUGUCAAACUGCUUUCCAUUCAUCAUUUAUUGCAUCAAGUUAUGAUGGGUUAAUUGAACAUUUCAGCAAAAUAAUAACCGAACCUAAACUACGUUCUCAUCGCUGGAUUUCUUCAUCAGUUCCUGACGAGGAAGCUACACAAGAUCGAUAUCGUUAUUGUACUCCACAUUAUUACGCUCAUGCUGCUAUUAAUCAGAUUCGAUUUUAUGAAAAAAUCAAGGUGUUACCCAGAAACAGUUGUUUCCUUGAGAUCGCACCAAAUGCCACUUUAUUGCCUUUAAUAAGAGAAACCAUCGGUUCUGAAGGAUCUUACGUCCGAUUGUCUGACAAAUCAUCACAAGGAUUAAUUCCUCUUCUCUCUGGACUUGGUGAUCUUUAUAAAUCAGGAUUAAACCCAGCAAUUGAAAAGCUAUAUCCUUCAAUUGAGUAUCCUGUCUCGCGAGAAGUUGAACCUUUGUCUCAUCUAUUAAAAUGGGAUCACUCUAAAUCCUAUUUGGUUGCCAAGUAUCCAGAAUAUCAAACCAGUGGUGCGGUCAACGUUCGAUAUUCUUUCGAUCUUAAUAACCCAUCAGAUAAAUACUUAGCUGGUCAUACAAUCGAUGGACGUAUUUUGUUUCCAGCUACUGGUUAUAUGUAUAUUGUUUGGCGUCAAUUGUCUCGAAUCAAGGCCAAGGAAUCAAUCAUUGAAUUGUUGAAUGUUAAACUUCAUCGAGCUACUUUACUUAGUCGGGGAAAUGCAGUUCAAUUUACUAUUCUAUUGAACGAAAAAGUUGGAAAAUUCGCCAUUGUUGAAUCAGAAUCUGUCGCUUGCUCUGGUGAAUAUCGUAUUGGCUCGAAACAUUGUCAGACUAAUUACACAGAAAUGGGAAAAGUAGAGACUUCCCCAGAUGCUGUCACUAUUGACGGCAAAUCAAUUUACAAGGAAUUGAGAGUUCGAGGCUACGAUUAUGGGUCAACAUUUCAAGGUGUAGUUGAAGCCAUGUCUGAUGGUAGUUGCGGUAAAAUCCGUCGUCUUGAGCAUUUUAUAUCUUUAGCUGAUUGUAUUCUUCAUUGUGCUAUCUUGGCUAAUCCUAUCCGUGAACUUUUCUUGCCAACAUUUUUUGAGUACAUACGUUAUGAUCCAGAAAAGUUAUUCAAAGCUUUUGAAACCAACGCAGAUUCCAUGAAAACAGUUUAUUUUGAUCGUCAUUGUAAUGUCAUUUCAACUGAAGGACUUGUUAUUAAAGGAAUGGUUGGUAACACGGCUCCAAGAAAAGUCAACAAUCAACAAGUAACCCUUGAAUCGUACGAUUUCCAGCCUUACGAUGGUUCAUAUGUUGCUCCAAUUAAAGAUGCUAAUCUAAAUGAGUACAUUGAUUUGUGUGAUACACUUUGGGGUAACUUGAUUGAAGCAAACUCAAAAUCCAUUCCCACAGAUGUAAAUGACCGAAUUCAAUCGCUGGUUGAAUCUGAUCCCAAUAAAAAUGGUUUAUUGACUGUUCUUAAUCAACUUGCUUCUGAAAAGGAGCAACAAAAUGACCAAGUUGAACAAUUCAAGAAUGUAAUCAACAAACAUAUUACAUCAAAUAUUGAUAAAUUAUCAUCAGAUAAAUUGUUGAAUAAUCCUGAUUUGGCCGGUAUAUUGCGAUUCCAUAUGGGAAUUGUUGAAGAAAACGUUUCUGCUACAGUUAUUAACAUGGUUGAAGUAAAUUUGAGUCAAAAUGCAAUUUACUCCAUUUUAUUGGAAACAUUACCUAUUUUAAUGAAUCGUGGAGUUAAUUACACAAUUGUAACACCUAAUAAUGACGGUUCAAACUUUAGACGAACCCAACAAAAGAUUCACUAUUGGUCACCUUCUAGUGGACUUCCAGAGCUUCCAUCAGCUGAGGUCAUACUUUACGUUGAACCUUCCUGUGAUCUUUUACACGCAUCAUUAGAGCAAAUUGAUCCAAUCAACUCUGUUGAAUUGUUUAACAAAUUUGCUGAAAAUUUAGCUCCACAAGGAUUCGCUUUGAUUCUUACUCGAAGUCAAAUUUAUCCUCUGGAAGAAAAAAUAACCAAAUAUUCAGGUCAAAAAGAAAGUGAAUGGUCAACAUCGGAUGCUACAAAAUACAAGGAUAUACUUGAAGAGACAGGAUUUACUUUGAUUGCUUCCCGGUGUGCAGAUUCAGGCUGGAAAUCUUUGUUAAUUAGGAAAAAAUUGUGCAAUCAAGAGUUGAAAACUCGAGUAAUAGACACUUCAAUUCAUCAGUUUGAUUGGGUUGAUACAUUAAAGACCCACUUAGAAGAUCCACAUUAUAACCGUGUCUGGCUUCGAUCCAACUCACGAUUAACUGGUCUUGUUGGUAUGGUUAAUUGUAUUCGACGUGAACCAAUUGGAUCUAAAUUGAGAUGUUUAAUUACUGAAGAGAGCUCUGAAGAAACUGAAAAACUUUUUGAGAGUUAUGGUUUGACUGAAAAAGAUUUGGUGAUGAACAUUUUCGAUGGAUCUUCACUGGGCUCUUAUCGUCAUACAUUAAUGGAUUCCAAAGACAAAUAUAUUAGCGCCAAUUAUUCUUAUGCCGAUUUCACUAUUAGGGGUGAUUUAUCAUCUAUUCGUUGGUUGCAAUCUCCAAUGAAUUUUUGCAAAACUAUCGCACCAGAAAUGAGAGGUUUACCACUGCAUAAGAUAAAUAUUUAUUAUGCAGCAAUCAAUUUCAAAGAUGUAAUGGUUGCUUCAGGUCGUAUACCUACCAAUGCCUAUCCUCACACAUUGAGUAAAUUUGGUUUAGGUUUUGAAGUAUCUGGUAUCCUUGAAUCGGGUCAACGUAUUGCUGGAAUGACCUCUGGCUCAGGAAUUUGUGACACCAUUUCUGAUGUUACUUGUAGCUUUAUUGUCAAAGUUCCUGAUUCAUGGUCUCUUCGUGAUGCAGCCGGAGUACCAAUUAUUUAUUACACCGCUGUUUAUGCUCUCAUCAUUCGUGGUCGUUUGACUCAAGGUGAAAGAGUUUUGAUUCACGCUGGAACCGGCGGUGUGGGUCAAGCAGCAAUCAACAUUGCUCUUGGUAUGGGAUGCGAAGUUUUCACUUCAGUUGGAACACCAGAAAAGAGAGAAUAUAUCAAAAAAUUGUUCCCUGCUUUAGAUGACAGACAUAUUUGCCAUUCUAGAAAUACUUCCUUUGAAGAGCAAAUUCUCAAAGAAACCAACGGAGAUGGUGUUGAUGUUAUUCUUAAUUCUCUUGCUGAAGAUAAAUUCCUUGCUUCUAUGCGUGUUCUUGCUGAAAAUGGACGUUUCAUUGAGAUUGGUAAAUACGAUAUUAUCCAAAACAAUACAAUUGACCCCGCACUCUUAGCCGGCAAUAAAACUUAUCACGUUGUCUGCCUUGCUCAUCUUCAAGACAAUGCUUUCUCUGGCUGUGUUAGAGCCCGUGAAACAGCAGAAACAUGUCGACGAUGGGUUGAAGAAGGUUUAACUAAUGGCACAGUCCGACCUAUCGACACAACCGUAUUUGAAAGAGAUCAAGUUGAAGAAGCGUUGAGAUACAUGGCUGCUGGUAAACAUACUGGAAAGGUUUUAAUUAAAAUUAGAGAUGAACCCACAGAGCCUGUUCCAUUGGUUAAAUCUUAUCCAUGUUUGGCACAAGUUCAUUUCGAUCACGAGAAAACAUACAUAAUCACUGGAGGAUUAGGUGGAGUUGGUCUUGAAAUGGCUAAUUGGAUGGUUUCUCGAGGAGCUGCUAAAUUAGUAAUGACGUCUCGUUCAGGUGCCGUUACUGGCUAUCAAAAAAUGUGUAUUCAACGAUUGAAACAAUCUAUUCCAUACUCAUUUGGAAAAGUUGUUGUCUCAACUAAUACUGCUUUAACUGAAGAUUCUGCACGAGCUUUAUUCGCCGAAGCAAGUGUACUUGGACCCAUUGGGGGUAUUUUUAACCUGGCUAUGGUCUUAGCUGAUGCUCUCUUUGAAAAUCAAACGGUUGAAGCUUUUGAACGUGUUUGUGCACCAAAGGUCCAAGCAACACUUUUACUUGACUCACUGUCUCGACAAAUUUGUCCUGAUUUGGAUUAUUUUGUUUGCUUUUCAUCAGCUGCUGCUGGUAAAGGUAACGCCGGUCAAUCUAAUUAUGGAUUUGCUAAUUCGUUUAUGGAAAGAGUUUGUGAAGAUCGUCGAGCUGCUGGUCAUCAUGGUUUAGCCAUUCAAUGGGGAGCCAUUGGUGACGUUGGUGUAGUGGCUGAACAUUUGGGUGGCAAUGAUGUUAUAAUUGGUGGUACUUUACCACAACGAAUACCCUCUGUAAUGUCAACUAUGGACACCUUUUUAACUUCAUCGCAUACAACUUGUUCAUCUAUUGUUAUCGCUGACUCUAAACGUGCUGGAAGUGGUGUUAAAGAAUCGCCGUUCAAAAUGAUUUGUCACAUUCUUGGUGUUAAAGAUCCUUCAACUCUUGACCCAUCUACAACUCUUGGUGAACUUGGAAUGGACUCUCUGAUGGCUGUCGAAAUUAAACAAGCUCUUGAACGUGAUUAUGAUUCUAUUCUAUCUGCUCAAGAGAUUCGUAAUCUUAAGAUUAAAGAUAUCAAGGAACUCAGUCUUUCAAAAGGAGCAAAAGCUUCAGAGACUAAUAAUGAAUCUGAUAAACUUGAAGAAACAAAUCUUCUUACCGAAGUCUACCAAGAACCCGACUCACUGUUUACCACUAUAUCGUCUCACAAUGGUAAAGCUGUAUUCUUCUUCCCGCCCAUUGAGGGUAAUUUCAAUUUGAUGCUUCCGUUGACUCGAGUUCUCUCAAGACCAAUCAUUGGUAUCAAUUGGACUAAAGAUUUGGAUACAUUUGAAACCAUUCAAGAAGCAGCUAAUUUCUAUGCCGAUAAAUUAUUGGAAAGUUAUCCAACUGAUGAAACAUUUGAUUUUGUUGGUUACUCUUUCGGUUCGCUUCUAGCUCUUGAAGUUUCCUUGCAAUUAACUGUUCGACGAGGUCAGUCAAUUAUCAAUCGAUUGGUCUUGUUGGAUGGAGCUCCUGAUUAUCUUCGUUCUCAAUUAGAUGAGAUGAUUGAUAAAUAUGGUUCUAUGGACGAAAGUUUAGCUCAAGCUGAAACUCUGAUUAACUAUGCAGCUUCUGUUAUUCCCUCGGAUGAGCUUAAUAAAUUCAAGGAGAAGUUGUUCCGUUUAGAAUCACAAGGUGAAAGAAUCAAAUUAAUGGAAGUUCUUCUUGGUCAACAUUUCUCUUCAGGAUCCAAAAAAGAUUCACUAAUUUUGGCUACUGAUAGACACUUCCGUAAAAUGAAAAUGGCGCACACUUACAGACCUUCGGGUACUCUUGAAGCAUCCAUUAAUCUUAUAAGAGCGGCAAACAAAUUCACUACUGCUUCGUUUGAAGAAGAUUAUGGUCUAUCAAAGCUCUCGUCAAAUAAAAUACAAAUAAAUAUCGUUGAUGGUGAUCAUCGCAGCUUCUUAAGUCACAAUUCCAACGAGGUUGGAAUCCUGAUGGACAAUUUCCUUACUUACGUUUUUGCUUAACGUUUCUUUAUUAUAAAUAAGAUAAAUUCAAUUUCAAACAAAUUAUAUUUUUUGUAGUGGUUUGUAGUGUUCGUAUUAAAUCACCUGUUGAAAAUCACUCGCCUUUA
Tetranychus urticae (two-spotted spider mite) is the source of this 8031-nucleotide messenger RNA. Lineage: Eukaryota; Metazoa; Arthropoda; Arachnida; Trombidiformes; Tetranychidae. The record is from RefSeq and is a predicted model, not a curated record.